CCACAGUUACUGUACCCGCCAGAAUUCAAAAACCCUUUAUGUUUCAACAUUAUAAUUGCAUAAUUAAAAAAACAAUCAAUCAAGAGAUUAAAUAUCAAUUACCAGUCAGCUAUCUCUUUGCCUCCUGGACAAUUAAGGGCCAAAGUGACAUUUUAACUUUUUAAAAAAAAAUCCUUUCUUUUGCCCUCAUUUUGUGUCAGAGAAAGAGGGAUUUGCAGUUGAAGAAGCAGUUGCUGCUUGCUCUCUCUAUCUCAGCUUUGCUUACUUAAGAAACAAAAACCAGAGGGAAGUUAGGCCAACGGUUAGCUAGCUUCUCUCCAUACUAGCCUAUUCCCUUGGACUCAAAGCAAAGCUAUUUUGGCUUUUGCAGUUGAUUCUUGGUCACCAUCUGAAACCCAACCUUCAUCUUCCUGUCAUAUUCUCCCAACCCCUCAAUCUGCUUCUCUUUCUUUAUUCUACAACCUUUCUACUUACACUUCUCUUCUGAGUGUCUUGUGCUUAUUCAAGUCCUUGCUUAAAUACCCUCUUGAGUUUCUCAAGUUUUGUUGUGCUUUGGGGAUCUUUGUUUCCGGUUCUUUGUUAAGCCAAAGAUUCGACGAUAAAGGCCCUUUUUUUCUUUUAUAUCAGGCUUAUUUCCGAAUACCCUUUUCAGUUUUUUAACUCUUUGAUUUCUUUGUUUUGAGAGAUUUUGGAGCUGGGGCAAGUAACCAUGAUUUACGUUUGAAGGUUGAGAUUUUCAUUGCAUAGAAUUCUGGGAUUUCAAGAAUUGCAGCUAACAGGCUCUAGUAUUUGGUCCUACCACUCAGCUCUGCUGGUAUUUGCAUUUUUGCCUCACUGAAAUCUCAUGAUCAUCUAAAGCUUUCAAUUAGAAUCUAUUUUCAAUCCAUUCGUGUGAUUCCCAAUACAAUAUCUGUGAUUUACCAUACUAUCGGUCACAUAGAAUUCAUGCUGGUCUUCCGUUUCCGGUUAAUUCCAUUUAACUCUCGUAUGAGAUCAUGCUAUAGCUUGAUUACUAAAUCUUGUACUUUUUCACCAAACCAGUCUUUUUUCCAUUUUUGAGCAGUUGAAUGCUCAAAUCCUAAAAUUUAUACCUUUAAUAUUCCCAAAUGAAUACCCGGUAUUUCUCUCCAUUAGACUCGUUGUGUAAUUCUGGUACCACAGUUUCAUUUUCAGCAAAUUCUGCAAUCGGUGAAGAUCGUGGCCCUGUGAUCACCAGAAGCAGGUCUUCUCGUACUCCGCCAUCUACUUUCUUGAUUAGAAUGGCAAUGAGGAUAUCAAGAGCAAGGUGGUUCAUCUUCUUGAGAAGAGUAUUCCACUACCAGAAUGGUUCAAGAUCCAAUCUUGGGUCUAAUCCUUUCAAUUCUAGCACUUGGAUGAUGCUGGAGUUUAUAGCUUUGAUUGUUCAAAUAACUAUGACCACAUUCACUUUGGCAAUUUCGAAGAGGGAGAAACCUGUUUGGCCUAUGAGAAUAUGGAUUGUUGGUUAUGAUAUUGGCUGUCUCCUUAGCCUGCUGCUAAUCUAUGGGCGCUACCGGCAAGUUAAUGCGACUCAGGGAGAUGGUUUUGGCCUUUCUGAUUUGGAGCAGCAGAGGGGCAGUGACGACUCCAGUUUAUUCAGGUGCUCUCAUCUGACGAACAAAUGCCGGACUUCACUGGAGCUAUUUUUUGCAAUAUGGUUUGUGAUGGGUAAUGUUUGGGUCUUUGAUUCUCGCUUUGGAUCUUUCCACCGAGCUCCCAAACUCCAUGUGCUCUGCAUCUCUCUGCUCGCUUGGAAUGCUCUGAGCUACUCAUUUCCUUUUCUACUGUUUCUGCUGCUAUGUUGUUGUGUGCCACUCAUUAGCAGCAUUCUUGGUUACAACAUGCAUAUGGGGUCUGCUGAAAGAGGGGCAUCUGAUGAUCAAAUCUCCAGUCUACCAAGCUGGAAAUAUAAAGCAGUCGAAACCAAUUCGGAGUUUGGCACUGGUGUUGAUUGCAAUUCAACCCUUGCAAAUGAAGAUCCAGAAUGCUGUAUUUGCCUAGCCAAGUAUAAAGACAAGGAAGAAGUGAAGCAAUUGCCAUGUUCCCAUAUGUUUCACCUCAAGUGUGUAGAUCACUGGCUCAGAAUUAUAUCUUGUUGCCCACUUUGUAAACAAGAACUUGAGAGAUAGACAAGAAGACAAAAAUGGCAAGCUGAAGUUUUUAUUAGGGAUUUUUUUUCCCUUUUUUUCCUUUCUUUCCUAUUUCUUAUGUAUUUACAUGAUUCUAUCUCUCUUUCUUUUGAGUUAUGUAUUUACAUGGUUACUUGAGCGAGUGAUUUGCUUGUACAGUGGAGCUCACCAGUAACCACAACACCAUACCUAUCGUUAGUAUAUAUGUGAGGAAAAUGAUGGUGGAUUGCUUGCUUCCUAAGGUUAGCAGAGUCCAUUAGUCCUUAAGAAUACCCCAAAUUCUGCAUUUGAUUGUUUACACUGUAAUACAUAUUUUCAAUACACGUACAUGAAAUUAAAUAUAUAUAUUGAUCAGUAUA
Messenger RNA from Hevea brasiliensis (rubber tree), 2506 nucleotides. Its product is annotated as E3 ubiquitin-protein ligase At4g11680-like. The transcript is spliced from 3 exons. Lineage: Eukaryota; Viridiplantae; Streptophyta; Magnoliopsida; Malpighiales; Euphorbiaceae. The record is from RefSeq and is a predicted model, not a curated record. Bases 1107 to 2147 code for a protein of 346 amino acids.